CGUCACGAUUCUGUACAGCUUCUACCAUAGCCCUAUAGCGUCACAAGAACCGCUAGUAACAUGGGGAAACCGGGCGUUCGUCUCGUCGACGAGGAUAACUUUUACCCCGAAAAGUAUAGCACGAACUGCAAGAGAUGCUCGGAUGUUGUCAAGAAAGUGUGUCCCGCCCCCGCUUUCUCUGGUCUCCCCUGUGAUAUUUGCAUCGAUGCCAACGUCGAGUGCGAAUGGAAACCGGUCCUGCCUAGGGGGCUAUCGAGGAACGUCACGGCUUCCAAGGUCAUCCUGCAAGCCUGGCGUACCGGUGUAGCUAUACCCAAGCAAACGCGGGGCAGCCAACAGAAAGGCAAGCAUCAGGAGGAUGAUAGCGACGAGGAUGAUUUCUCGCCUCCGCCUGCAAAGCGCAGCAACACUUCAAAGAGAGGCAAGCUGGACGCCGAGUUUCUUCCUCUGCCGGAGUUGAGGGAGCUGGGCGCAGGAAGGCAUCGGCCCGAGGCUACGGCCGGUCCUUCUCGCCUAGAUCGAGGCAGGGAGGAGGAACCCAAAUCGAAGACGUUUGAUUUCUUCGAUGGAGACAAAUUCGCUCGACCUAGCAAGCGAUCUCGACCGGACGACGUACCUCCAAAGCGGCCUGAAAGGGAAAGAGAAGUACAGAGGAACGCUCAAAAUAGACGCGAUUCUUCUGGCUCUUCCGAUCUCAGCGAGCCUUCCCCUUCACAAGAAGUAAGGGCGACAAAGACGCCCAGGAAAGAAAUUCGCGACGAGCCUUCUUCGUCGAAGCGUCGAUCAUCACCGCCUUCAGCUAGCUUACCCAAAGCCAGGGAGCUGGAUCGGACAGUCUCGGGCACGAGCACUACUCACACGCCGGUUCCCUUGAAAAAGAAACGUGUCGUUCAAUCGGACUCCGAGGACGACUACCAGGAGCCCGAACCGAGCAAAAAAAGAGUCGAUGACGAGGACAAGGAUGUCCGGAAGGAGAAGAAGCCGAGGUUGAGCUUUGGUGAAGGCGAUGACACGCCGAGGAAGAAUCCUAGGGGGGAGGAUGGUCGACCUAAGCCUAAGCAGCGACGUGAUCUAGCGGAGAGGGAGGUGGCGAGAACGGACCGCGGAGGUGAUGUCGAGUCAAAGAAGGUCAGACGGGAUGAAGUGGUGGAUGUUGACAAGAUGGAUCGAGGGGAAAGGGAAUUACCAAAGAAGGUUAGGCGAGAUGAGCGGGAUGAGACUACGAGAGUCAGACGGGACGAGCGCGACGAGAGCGAGAGAAGACCUCGCGACGAACGGGAUCGCGAGAGGGAUGGAGACAGGCCCAAGAAGGAUAAAUGGGACGACAGGGACGAUCACAAGAAGAUCAAGCGAGAUGAUAGGGAUGACGAAUCGGUGGACCCGGCGCGCAAGAAGCGCCGGUUGAGCGAUGACGCGAAACCGGUGAACGAGCCGAGUCAACAGAAGAACAAGCAACACUCGGCGAUCGCUCAACGAGCUUUGGACCCAAAGCGAGCCAAACCCGACACACCUACACAAGGAGGAGAACCGUCCCCUGUAGCCAGGAAGCCUGCUAGAGGUUUCGGUAGUACGUCAGGAAAGAGUACGCCAGCUGGAAAGAAUUCGGGGUCGUCCGGGGACAAGGUGAUGGAUCUGUUGUCGGCGAGUCUUGCUGGAGCCUCUCCUGCCUAUGCAAGUUCCCUGGGCGUGACGUCUUCGUUAGGGAGGGAUCGAUAUAGCACCAGAAUGGAUCGUACGCCGGCUAAACCGAUUGCUCCUGUUGUGCAAGUGACGAGGGGUACACUCAAUCUCAUGGGUACUAUCAAGUCGAUCUCGGAUUUCCAGACCGCCGCCAAACGACGCUACGCGCAUUCCUAUGGACUCCAGCCCGUUGGAACCGCCAAGAGCACGCAGACGACCGCCUUUAUGAACCGCUUUCGCGAGCAACGGGCUCGUGGAGCCUACCACAACAGUUUGGCCAACCUCUUGACAAUACCCGACACCAGCUUGCCGCCCAAAGAAGCGAAGCCCCUCAGCGAGGUGCAACAAUGGCUACAAGUGCACGGUACUGCCCCUUUGGCUCCAUUGAAGACGUCAGCACCUGUCGUCCGAAUCACACCGGCCGAAUCGAUCGAACCGGCAUCUACCGAACCUGUACAAGGAGAACCUUCCGAGCCGAUGACGAACAGCCCAAUCGUGCUCUAAUCAGAUAGACAUUCUAGAUCAUCGUCGGUGACCGGAAAUCGUCCGGCAACAUGAACAGGAACAGAACCAACCUAGAGCAAGAAAACAUAACGACAAGAACGAAUAUGAGCGACAACAGCUCUCACUGUAUCUAUCAUACGAACAGCGAUUUGGCAGACCCCGUCGUGA
Filobasidium floriforme is the source of this 2352-nucleotide messenger RNA. RefSeq lists its product as uncharacterized. The transcript is spliced from 6 exons. NCBI's taxonomy places the organism in Eukaryota, Fungi, Basidiomycota, Tremellomycetes, Filobasidiales, Filobasidiaceae. The record is from RefSeq and is a predicted model, not a curated record. Bases 61 to 2184 code for a protein of 707 amino acids.